AUGGAGGAAGGCUCUGGGAACGCAGAGAGAGGAAGCAGCCUGGGCGAAAGGGCCGAGCCCCCCUCUAGAUCGAGGAGCUCGCAGGCUGUCCAGAAGGCGAGGAGCUUCUGCCAGGCCUACGGCGGACUUAUCCGGUGGAUCCUCGUGGGCCUGGGAUGUGCAGGUUACGCUGCCUACCUGCUGUCAGCCUGCAUCCUGAACUUCCAGAGAGCCCUGCCCUUGCUCAUCAUCACCUGUGUGGUCCUCUUCUUCCUGGCCUACGACUGGUGUCAAAAGCGUUUUGGGGAGAAACUGAAGGGGUGCCUGAAGCCCCUUGAAAAUUCCUGCCUGAAGCGCUGGCUGAAAUGGGGUCUGGGGGCAGUGGCACUGGUUAGCCUAUGCCUGUGGCUAGGGCUGGACACUGCCCAGCGGCCAAAGCAGCUCAUCUCCUUUGCUGGCGUCUGCAUGUUCAUCGUUAUCCUGUUCGCUUGUUCCAAGCACCCCGGAGCGGUGUCGUGGAGGGCAGUGCUGUGGGGCCUCGGGCUGCAGUUUGUCCUCGGGAUCUUUGUCAUCAGAACCGAUCCCGGGUUUAUCGCGUUCGAGUGGCUGGGUGAACAGAUCCGGAUUUUCCUGGAUUACACCGUGGCUGGCUCCGGCUUUGUCUUUGGGGAGCAGCUGGUCAAGGAGGUGUUUGCCUUUCAGGUUCUUCCAAUCAUUAUCUUCUUCAGUUGUGUGAUGUCUACGCUCUAUUACCUGGGUCUGAUGAACUGGGUGAUCAUGAAGAUCGCUGGCCUGUUGCAGUUCACCCUUGGCACCACAGCCCCGGAGACCCUCACUGUGGCAGGAAACAUCUUUGUGAGCCAGACGGAGUCGCCUCUGCUGAUCCGACCGUUCCUCGCAGACUUGACGCUCUCCGAGAUUCACGUCGUGAUGACCGGGGGUUAUGCCACCAUCGCAGGAAGCUUGCUGGGGGCUUAUAUAUCCUUUGGGAUUGAUCCCGCGUCCCUGAUUUCGGCCACUGUGAUGGCCGCCCCUUGUGCUCUCGCCCUGUCCAAGCUGGUCUACCCGGAAGUGGAAGAGUCCAAGUUCAACAACGAGGAAGCGAUGGAACUAACUUUUCAGGAAGGGAGGCCAGCGAACCUUUUGGAAGCCGCCACCAAUGGAGCAGCCAUUUCAGUGGGCGUCGUGGCGAACAUCGCGGCCAAUCUGAUUGCGUUCCUGGCCGUGCUGGCCUUCAUCAACGCUGCCCUGUCCUGGUUGGGGGAGAUGGUGGACAUCCAAGAUCUCAGCUUCCAGCUCAUCUGCUCCUACGUCCUGCGGCCCAUGGCCUUCAUGAUGGGCGUGGACUGGGCGGACUGUCCGAUGGUGGCCGAGUUGAUGGGGGUCAAGUUCUUCCUGAACGAGUUUGUCGCGUAUGAGCAGCUGUCCCGGUAUAAGAACAAACGCCUGUCUGGAGUGGACGAGUGGAUCGAUGGGAAGAAGCAGUGGAUUUCCAUCAGAGCAGAAAUCAUCACCACGUAUGCCCUCUGUGGAUUUGCCAAUCUCAGCUCAAUCGGGAUCAUGCUGGGAGGCCUGACCUCCAUGGUUCCCAAGCGGAAGAGCGACUUCUCCAAGAUUGUGGUCAGAGCCCUCCUUACGGGUGCCUGUGUGUCCCUGGUCAAUGCCUGUGUGGCGGGAAUCCUCUACGUCCCCAGAGGUGCUGAGGCGGACUGCGUCUCCUUCCUGAACACGACGAGUUUCUCCAACGGCACCUACGACCUUUACGUGUGUUGCAGAGAGCUCUUCCAGAGCACCACCGUCACCAACAGGUCCUACUCCUUCUCGGGCUCCUGGGCUGACGUGGAGUUCAGCGAGCAGACCCUCCACAGCUGCUGCGGGCUCUAUAAAAACACAGUCUGCUCUGUGCCGCACCCAUUUUGGUGAUCCUCCGGCUGGGGUGAGUGGGGAUUCCUUCCAAGGGCAAGAUUGAGUUAACAGACUCUUCCCACCUUCCAACGGCUCCAAUCCGGGCUCUCGCACCCAGAUCUCCAGGAUCCAUCUCUAUCUGGGGGCAGCUUGUGAGGCUAACCUUGCAAUGUUAAAUUUAUGUUCUUUUUCUCCCUGGUGUGAAAAUUAGCUCAUGUCUGUGAGCUCAGGCCCAGUGAUCUUGCUGCGAGCUAAACUUUAGGAAAUGUAAAAAUGUAAAAUAAAAAGUGUUGAGUUUGGUACAGUGACCCUCUCCAACUGUUGCAGACUCAAGGCUAUCAGUUUGUUGCUGGCUCCCCACAAGGCCCACGUCCCUCUCCGGGCUAAAGUAGUUGGAUGCUUAAUUAUGAUGGCUUUCAUAGUGAAUGGAAUACAAUUACCCAGCGUUUCAUCAUCAUCAUCAAUCGUAUUUGAGCGCUUACUAUGUGCAGAGCACUGUACUAAGCGCUUGGGAAGUACAA
Tachyglossus aculeatus (Australian echidna) is the source of this 2405-nucleotide messenger RNA. Its product is annotated as sodium/nucleoside cotransporter 2-like. Bases 1 to 1902 code for a protein of 633 amino acids. NCBI's taxonomy places the organism in Eukaryota, Metazoa, Chordata, Mammalia, Monotremata, Tachyglossidae. The record is from RefSeq and is a predicted model, not a curated record. Gene Ontology annotation, molecular function: pyrimidine- and adenosine-specific:sodium symporter activity. Gene Ontology annotation, cellular component: membrane. The transcript is spliced from 16 exons. Gene Ontology annotation, biological process: nucleoside transmembrane transport; pyrimidine nucleobase transport; uridine transmembrane transport.